Messenger RNA from Oncorhynchus gorbuscha (pink salmon), 1068 nucleotides. Its product is annotated as ATP synthase F(0) complex subunit C3, mitochondrial-like. Gene Ontology annotation, biological process: proton transmembrane transport; proton motive force-driven ATP synthesis. The coding region runs from base 155 to 574 and encodes 139 amino acids. The transcript has 5 exons. The record is from RefSeq and is a predicted model, not a curated record. Gene Ontology annotation, molecular function: proton transmembrane transporter activity. Lineage: Eukaryota; Metazoa; Chordata; Actinopteri; Salmoniformes; Salmonidae.
GGUUCGACCUUCUACAGUCGGUAAGAGGGAUAUGUUAGACAUUGUCCAUUGUAAAUCCUUUUUCAUCCUUCUUUAAAACAACACCUAGCACAACACAAAAAGACCCGGCUUCAAUCAAAUUUGACCGACCAGGUUAAAACAGACUAAAUUGAUCAUGUACGCCUGUGCAAAGUUCGUCUCCACGCCGGCUCUGGUCCGUGCUGGCUCCCGGGCUCUUUACAGACCCCUGUCUGCCUCUAUGCUGUCCAGGCCUGAGGUCAAUACAGAGAGAAACGUAGCCCUCAUGCCACAGAGCCCCUUCACCCAGGUAGCUCUCAGAGGCUUCCAGACCAGUGCUGUGAGCAGGGACAUUGAUACCGCUGCCAAAUUCAUUGGUGCUGGAGCCGCCACAGUCGGAGUGGCUGGAUCUGGUGCUGGAAUUGGAACAGUGUUCGGCAGUCUCAUCAUUGGAUAUGCCAGGAACCCAUCAUUGAAGCAGCAGCUCUUCUCCUACGCUAUCCUGGGAUUCGCCCUGUCUGAAGCUAUGGGCCUAUUCUGUUUGAUGGUUGCUUUCUUAAUCUUGUUUGCUAUGUAAAAGAAAUCUGUCUAUAGAAACUGUAAUUACAGAUGUGACUACAUAUUUUAUUGUGGCUACCAAAAUUGUUCCGUGUUGGUGUCAUGGAAAUGUACAUUUUCAAGUCUGUCCGACACUCUCAAAAUAACAGAAACAUGUAUUGUAAAAAAUGUAAGAAAUUACAUAAUUAAAAUGCAUGUAUUUGACUAGUUGACAUAUGGCAGUAUGUUUUCUAUGUAAGGAAUCAUGUUUCACCACAAUCAAGACGCCAACUAGCUUCUAUUGAAUGUCAACAUGGGAUUAUUACAAAGGAACUGCUUAGACGUCAUGUCAAUCAGUCUGGUGCAUUUGCCAUUUUCAGUGCAUCAUGUGUUCGCUUCUGUGGGUCCACAUUUAUGUUGUCGUUGGUUCAAGUGCAGGUCAAUAGCAUUCUGUAAGUAGGCAGCAAGUGGGCACUUGCUCUUGUAAAUGGAAUUAAAUAAAUCUAGACCACAAUUUGAUUGUGCUAAAUAGUG